AUGAUCAACUACAAUCUUUUCCCAUUCCAGUAUGCUCAUGAGAGUAAGAAGGUGGUGAGCAGAAGUUCACCGCCUGUCAACUCUCAACCUGGUGUGGUUCUUUUCGGUAGUAAAGGGCCUUAUAAUUUCUUGCAUGGAAUUGACCUCUCAAAAUCACUUCUUUACACUCCUCUUAUUUUUAACCCGCUUGGAAGAGAUUCUGAUCCAAAUACCCACAGACUCUCUCCUGAAUAUUAUGUAGGGCUGACUUCAAUAAAAGUGAACGGAAAGAUGGUGGCUUUUAACAAAGCGCUGUUGGCCAUUGAUGAUCAGUCUGGUUCUGGGGGGACCAGGAUCAGCACUCUUGUGCCAUACACAAAGUUACAGAGUUCUAUUUACAAGGCUUUUACUCUAGCUUUCUUGAAGGAAGCAGCUUCCUCUGCUUUCAAUCUUACUACAACAAAGCCUGUCAAGCCAUUCAGAGUCUGCUACCCUGUAGGUGCUGUGAAGACUACACAAAUGGGACCGGCUGUACCAUUAAUCGAACUUGUGUUGGAUAGACAAGAUGUGGUUUGGAAGAUGUUUGGAUCAAACUCUAUGGUGAGGGUUACAAAGAAGAGUGUUGAUCUUUGGUGCUUGGGUUUUGUGGAUGGUGGGAUUGAUGGCCCAUCGAUCAUUAUUGGUGGUCUUCAGUUGGAGGACAAUUUGCUACAAAUCGAUCUACAGUCAAAGAAACUGGGUUUCAGUUCAUCAAUUUUGUCUAAGGGGACCAAAUGCGCAGACUACAAAUUUCCUACCAGAAAUGUCUAAAAAGAUGAUGUAUUUAUAAUAUCCAUCAUGUACUGUAUGCAUGCUUUCGUUGAGUUUUUCUACCUUCGUUAAGCUAAGGGGCAAAGACAGGCCUAUCUAGCUUUGUAAUAAGAGUUCGUGCUCUCAAAUAAAUGAAUAAAAGGAUGCAUACAUUAAAAGAAA
Populus euphratica (Euphrates poplar) is the source of this 951-nucleotide messenger RNA. Its product is annotated as basic 7S globulin-like. The transcript is spliced from 2 exons. Gene Ontology annotation, biological process: proteolysis. The record is from RefSeq and is a predicted model, not a curated record. NCBI's taxonomy places the organism in Eukaryota, Viridiplantae, Streptophyta, Magnoliopsida, Malpighiales, Salicaceae. Bases 1 to 789 code for a protein of 262 amino acids. Gene Ontology annotation, molecular function: aspartic-type endopeptidase activity.